GAUUCCAUAUAGGUUGAACAUGAUUUGCAAAUCAUUGGAUUCUGUUUUUAUUGAUGUUUAACGCAACGUCCCAACCUCGUUGGAAUUGGGGUUGUACAAAGAUUGCCACGAGUGUGUUCAGCUGUUGUAUCUAAGGUCAAAAGUUGAGAACACUUUUUUGUUCAGAGGUUAAUUCCAUGAUUUCUUUUGUCACUUGAAUUGUUUGUUUUAUGAUUUUAUUUCUGAGAACAAUGUCGCAUUGAACUGCGUCAAUUUCAACCGGUUGGGUGUUUACAUCCAGUCAGCUGUUCGUACACGAAGGAGAAAUGGCCGAUAAUUCAGCAAACAAAACGUAAGCAGAAGUUGAAGUUCUCACAGCUGGAAUUGAAAUGUCACAAUUGACAAUCAGUCAAAUUUUACACACAUGAAAUAUAUGCUACACGUUAUUUGUAUAGACUCACACACACACACACACACACACACUCCUAUAUAUACACACACACACACGGACCCUUCUUUCUCCGUGUGCCGAGUGAAAAGAGUUUUUGUGGGCCUUUUUCAACCGCUUCAUUCGAUUUGAGCUGCAAACGCAAGCUGACGUCACACACGCUCGAUACACGCGUAUUUGUGCAGCCGGUCUACACUGAGUACACGAAGUACACGUUCAGUUGACAGGAAGCGCUCAAGUCCACGUGUACAAUUUUGCCACUCGCAACAUAAUCAGACAUGCAUGAAUUUCAUGUUUUAUAAUGGAUUUGGUUUGGACUAACGCGAGUAUAUGUUCGUGAGUCCUCUGUGAGAAUUGCUGCAUUGAGCCAACCUACUUACAUUUUUUGGUUUCCAUGUGCCGUUUGCGCACGUGUUUGACGCUUGUUAUAAACGUGCGUGACCUCAUUCAGCGUUUUUUUGGUCACGCUGGCCCUCAGACAGCCAACUGGAAUGCAUCAGCGGGGAAAAAAAACAGGGCAAGGUCACUGACAAGCGAUCUAAAGAUGCAACACAGCACAUUUGUUCUUUUGAACGCGAACUCAACUGUGCACGUUUGCGUGUGUGUGCGCUCAAUGUUUGUGGGUCACAGCGGCAGGUCACACGAGAUAACAGCAGAUAAAACCCUUUGGAAAAAAACAACAACUUUCGCAAUCCUACUUUGACAUGUUUGAGACACAGCAACGCGCGCACGCAAUGAAUGCAAUUCCCAAAUCUGGAGAUGGAUUUGGUGCCAAUGGAGCGGCAGCCUCCCGCUCUCAUUGGCAGUUCGUUUGUCUUCAGUGCAGCUAACACGCUAACCCGUUUUUGGAAUGUGGGAGGAGUAGGGGACCAAAUUGGAGCCCAGCGUGUCAAAACCGCGCGCGAGGCAAACGCGGCCGCUCUCCGAGUCGGUUUUGUUGUGUGUUGGCGUCCAGCAGAUGGCGCUGUUUCCGCCCCGCACGCAGCAGUUCCGAACUUCCGACAGCAGGAAACAGGAGACGACGAAGAAGAGUCGACUUCGGAAGAUGUCGGCUGACACCAAGAUCGCCGAGCUGCUGACUGAACUCCAUCAGGUCAUCAAACACACGCAGGAGGAGCGGUCCCGUAGCGAACACAACCUGCUCAACAUCCACAAAACCCACGAGAGGAUGCAGACGGAAAACAAAACGUCGCCGUACUACCGCACCAAGCUGAGAGGGCUUUACAUCACCGCCAAGGCGGACGCGGAGGCCGAGUGCGGGAUCCUUCGCCGCGCUCUGGACAAAAUUGCGGAGAUCAAGUCGUUGUUGGAGGAGCGAAGGAUCGCCGCCAAGAUGGCGGGAGUGUAUAGCGACAGCGACCCCCCCAGGAAGACCAUGCGGCGCGGCGUCCUCAUGACGCUCCUCCAGCAGUCGGCCAUGACGCUGCCGCUGUGGAUCGGCAAGCCCGGCGAGAGCCCGCCCCCUCUGUGCGGGGCCACGCCCGCCAGCGGCGACUACGUGGCCAAGCAGGGCGACAAGGUGGCGGCCCGGGUCAAGGCGGUGGACGGGGACGAGCAGUGGAUCCUGGCCGAAGUCGUCAGCUACAACCACGCCGCCAACAAGUACGAAGUGGACGACAUCGACGAAGAGGGCAAAGAGCGCCACACGCUGAGCCGCCGGCGCAUCAUCCCGCUGCCGCAGUGGAAGGCCAACCCCGAGACUGACCCCGAAGCGCUCUUCGGCAAGGACCAGCUGGUGCUCGCGCUCUACCCGCAGACCACCUGCUUCUACCGCGCCCUCAUCCACGCCCCGCCGCACAGGCCGCAGGACGACUACUCGGUGCUGUUUGAGGACACGUCGUACGCCGACGGAUACUCGCCGCCUCUCAACGUGGCUCAGCGCUACGUGGUCGCCUGUAAGGAGAACAAGAAGAAGUGAAAACCGAUCGUCACGUUUGGCCCAACGCCACCUCGCAGAUCCUGUGGGCCUCAAGCAGCUAGUGGCCAACGAAGGAACUGGAUCCUACCGAAGGAAGCUUUUAUAUAUAUAUAUAUAUAUAUAUAUAUAUAUAUAUAUAUAUAAAAACAUCGAAAACUACUAAGACUGUAAAUAACAACAAAACUGUAAUUAAAGAUUCCUCCCUU
This is a messenger RNA of Phycodurus eques (leafy seadragon), 2551 nucleotides long. It is a transcript of the gene sgf29, whose product is annotated as SAGA complex associated factor 29. Gene Ontology annotation, cellular component: SAGA complex. NCBI's taxonomy places the organism in Eukaryota, Metazoa, Chordata, Actinopteri, Syngnathiformes, Syngnathidae. The record is from RefSeq and is a predicted model, not a curated record. The transcript has 10 exons. Bases 1386 to 2345 code for a protein of 319 amino acids.